Colletotrichum spaethianum is the source of this 951-nucleotide messenger RNA. RefSeq names its product cysteine synthase. Gene Ontology annotation, cellular component: cytoplasm. The record is from RefSeq and is a predicted model, not a curated record. Gene Ontology annotation, biological process: L-cysteine biosynthetic process. The transcript has a single exon. Bases 1 to 951 code for a protein of 316 amino acids. Lineage: Eukaryota; Fungi; Ascomycota; Sordariomycetes; Glomerellales; Glomerellaceae.
AUGUCUGAGGUACGUGCCCCGUCACCUGUCGACACGGUCCUCAAUGCGAUUGGCAAUACGCCGUGCGUGCGCCUCCGACGUGUGGUUCCAGAAGGUUGCGCCGACGUGUACGUCAAACUCGAAUCUCUCAAUCCCACAGGAUCAUAUAAAGACCGUCUGGCGAAAGCAAUCGUCGAAGAAGCAGAACGCAGGGGAGAUAUACAACCAGGUUCGACCAUCGUUGAGGCUACCGGCGGCAGCACUGGGUCAUCCCUUGCCUUCGUAUGCAGCCUCAAGGGUUACAAGUUCAUUGCAGUCUGCUCUGACGCAUUCGCGAAAGAGAAGUUGCGGACCAUGGCUGCAUUCGGCGCCGAGGUCGAGAACGUCCAUAGCCCCACUGGCAAGAUCACGCCGGGUCUUUUUGCUUCCGUCGUGAAACGAGCCAAGACUAUCCUAGAGGAGAACAAGGAAUAUUAUGCUGCAGACCAAUUCAACAACAAGGACUGCAUUCUGGGCUACAAGAAGCUUGGCGAAGAACUCGUUGUUCAAUUCCCUCAGGGAAUUGACGCGUUUUGUGGUGCCGUCGGAGGAGCUGGUAUGGUCAUGGGCACUUCAAAGGUUCUUAAGGCUGCUCGCCCCGAUACUCGAGUAGUCGUUCUUGAGCCGGAGUCAGCACCGCUUCUCACCCAAGGGAAAGGAGGCACUCACGGCAUUGAAGGAAUCGGACCCGGAUUUGUGCCGCCUUUGCUCGACAGCGCACUGUACGACGAGAUUCGUGCAUAUCCCGAAGAGGAGGCGCGGGAGAUGUGUCGGAGAUUGGCGAAAGAAGAGGGCAUUUUGGCGGGCACUUCGACGGGACUCAAUGUUGUCGCUGCUCUCGCCCUCGCAAAGGAACUGGGUCCUGGAAAGGUGGUUGUUACAGUUGUGUGCGACACUGGCCUCAAAUACACGAGCGGAAAUUUGUACGAGUAG